Messenger RNA from Bursaphelenchus xylophilus (pine wood nematode), 1694 nucleotides. The record is from the annotation of a GenBank genome assembly. Lineage: Eukaryota; Metazoa; Nematoda; Chromadorea; Rhabditida; Aphelenchoididae.
AUGACUAAGUUUACCGUCCUUUUCCUCGGUAUUUUGUUGAUUAACGGGUAUUUCGCCGAGGAUGAGAUCAAGGAAGAUGAGGGUGUUUUGGUCCUGAAUGACGUAAGUUUUGAACAGUAUUUUUUUUAUUUUUAGUAAGACUGAGCUUUUCCAAUGUCUAUCAGCAUUCGUAGAACUUCUUUAUAUCCCAAAAUUACAGUAUAUUUCUUCAGGAAAACUUUGACGCCGCGAUCAAAAAACACUCCAACAUUUUGGUCGAACUUUAUGCUCCAUGGUGUGGCCAUUGCCAGAAAUUGGCUCCGGAAUACGCCAAGGCCGCUCAACGGCUAGCCAAAGAAGACCUGCCCAUCAAACUGGCCAAAGUUGACGCCACUGAGAACCAGGCCCUGCAUGACAAGUACAUUACCCGAGGCUACCCGACCAUCAAAUUCUUCCAAAACGGAGAAGCCAUCGAUUUCAACGGGAAAAGAGAUCGCAAUGGGAUUGUGGAAUGGCUCAAAUCGAAGACCGGGCUAACUGUUAAGACGCUCGAAACCGCCGAGGAAAUUGAUGAGUUCACGAAAAGGAACAAUGUUGUUCUUGUGGGCUACUACAAGGACGAGAAAGAGGCGGAGGAGUUCAAAAAAUUGGCCAUAUCAAUUGAAGACAUCCCCAUUGGAUUCGUUUCGGACGCUAAAUUGGCUGAGAAGGCGUUGAAGCUGAAGAAAAACGGACUUGUUCUCUUCAAAGCCUCGGAUUCGGAGUCUCUGAAAUACGAAGACAAGUUGGCCGGAGUGAAAGACUGGCUGGAGAAGAACAAAAAACCCUUGAUCAGCGAGUUCAGCCAGUCCGACGCCAACCUUAUCUUUGGCGGAGAUCAAAAAGAGUUCAUCGUCCUCUUCUACAAGGAGUCUGAAGGCACGCAGAAGCUGAAGAACGACUUCAGAACCGCUGCCAAGCAAUUCAAGGGGACAAUUCAGUUCGUUCAAGUCAAUGUUUUGGUCGAGACCAACGACCGAAUCGGCGAUUUCUUCGGCGUCAAUCCCGAGGAUAUCCCCACCAUCCGCGCUAUGUCUCGCAAAGAUGGGCUGAAGAAGUAUCAGCCCUCCAAAAACAAGCUCGGAUCCUCCGAUAUUGCCAAGUUCGCCGAGGACUUCAAAGCCGACAAAUUGGAGUUGUAUUUGAAAUCCGAGAAGCUGCCCGAAGAUUGGGAUCAAGGCCUGAUUACAGUGCUGGUUGGCAAGAAUUUCGAUCAAGUCGCGCGCGAUCCAAAGAAGCAUGUUUUGGUCGAAUUCUACGCACCAUGGUGUGUCCAUUGCCAGAACUUGAUCCCGGUGUGGGAUCGACUCGGCGAGCUGUACAAAGACAAUGAGAAUGUCAUCAUCGCCAAGAUGGAUGCCACGCUGAAUGAGGUCGAUGGGAUUACAAUUCGCGCCUUGCCCACGAUCAGUCUGUUCCCCAAGGACAAAAAAGAGAAUGUGGACUUCACUGGGGAGUUGAAUCUGAAGGAAAUUGUGGAGUUCUUGGUCAAGGAGACCGGCGAGGAACCCAAUGGAGAAGUUGAGGAGCCAAAAGUUGAAGGAGAAGAGACCGCCGAGCAAAAGGAGGGUGAAGAGACCAAGGAGAAGGUCGAAGAGGCCACUGAAUCCGCCGAAACUGAUGACUCCAAGGAAGAAAAGUCUUCUGAGAGCUCCGAAGAGCACGAUGAACUGUGA